UCCGCAGUGCAGCCGCUGCCAUUUGCCUUUAGUUCUCAUGCUUUUUGCGCGGCCGAUAUCAUCCUGAAUUAGGGUGCAACGGAAUGCGGCCAUAAAUAAGUGCCCAAUACGUGAUCGCGAACGACUCCUUCAAGGUGAGGUACCUUAAGCUUCGUCACUCCACAGAAAGUCCACGAGCUUCGACCGGACCUGGCUCCGACAUAAGAGCGCAACAGAAACAACCAGGAACCGAUCAACACAACCCAACCACAAUUCGACCUUGCCGACAUCAUGGCCGAAGACCGUCCCGCCUCUCCGACUCCAUCCGAACGAGCUGCCAAAGAUAAGGAAGCUAAGCAGCGAGAGGAUGAAGAGCAGGGCAAGCUUCCGUACAAAUGGACGCAGACCAUCAGCGACUUGGACAUCACAGCACCGAUUCCAGGAAACUUGAAAGGCAGAGACUUGGACGUGAAAUUGUCAAAAAUGAGCAUCAAAGCAGGAAUCAAGGGACAAGACCCUAUCAUCGAGGGCCCUCUCCCACAUUCGAUCGACCUCGAUGAAUCCGCCUGGACGCUCGAAACCACACCUUCAGGCGGGAAAGAACUCAAUUUGCACCUCGAAAAAGUCAACAAGAUGGAAUGGUGGGCACAUGUGGUGACUUCCGCGCCGAAAAUCGACACGAGUAAGAUCACGCCCGAGAACUCCAAGUUGAGUGAUCUGGACGGCGAGACGAGGAGUAUGGUCGAGAAGAUGAUGUUUGAUCAGAGGCAGAAGGAGAUGGGAAAGCCGAGCAGUGAUGAGCAGAAGAAGUUGGACAUGUUGAAGAAAUUCCAGGAACAACACCCGGAGAUGGACUUUUCGAACGCGAAGAUGAGCUGA
Molecule: messenger RNA, 858 nt
Organism: Zymoseptoria tritici IPO323
Lineage: Eukaryota; Fungi; Ascomycota; Dothideomycetes; Mycosphaerellales; Mycosphaerellaceae
Exons: 3
Coding region: 271-858 (195 amino acids)
Biological process (GO): protein folding
Cellular component (GO): cytoplasm
Source: RefSeq, a predicted model, not a curated record